AAGGAGGCAUGCUGUGGCGCUGGCGAGUUUCGGUUCUGACGAUCGUUUGCGAGAACUUUCGUGUACAACCUUAGGGAAGUUAGAAACUGCGAUUUCUCGUGCCAGUGCUAGAAACGUGCGCACAGCGAAGUUAUCGUCGGGAUGUACAGGCUUUGUUCAACUAUGUGGCUCAAAUUACGCAACUUUAAAGCGUAGGCGCAUCACACGUUCACUGCAGACAUGCUGCAGACCGUCCAGCGGCAUAAAAAUAAGUGGUUCUUUAUCGUACGAUAUCUCCGUUGCUGUCAGCCUCCUCUCCGAGCUCGUCGGCACGAAGCCCGCGCAAGCUUCUUGCAAGCAUGUGUUCUUUAAAAGAUGAAUCUGGGAAGUAUGUAUACGUAACACAAAUGUAUGUGAACGUCAUCGAGCUGCGCCUCGGAACCGGCAAUUAACGUGCGCUGCAGGCACGUAUGGCAAAGAUACAAACAAGAACAGUUGUUUCCUGGCUUUCUACCUUCCUGUUAAGUACACCAGAAGAACAAGAAAUAUAGCUCUUCGCUACCUCAAUGUAACAAUCUUUCGCACUUUUAACAAGAUGCUGGAUGUAAUACUGAAAUAGGCUGACAGAAGCAAGUGCACGAGGCUUCCAGAUGCAAUUGUCAGUUCAAAAAGCAGGCAUCCCUGACACUGUGGUCUGUAGACCAUUUCAGCCUCAGCUAACAGUAAAAAUGGAUUCCAGAGAAGUGAAGCAAGCGCUGAAAGACGCAAGAGACGCGAUCAGACAAAAGGAAUUCAAAGCUGCUUUGAAGCACUGCAAGACUGCCUUGAAAGUAGACAAAGAAUGCUACAUGGCUUGGGUGUUUGUUGGAGCAGCAGCACAGGAAAUUGACCAGUUAGAGCAGUCAGUUGCUGCUUUCAAGAGGGCUUGUGGCAUUUCUCCUGAUCAAAUCCUCGCAUGGCAGGGUCUCUGCGCACUGUAUGAGAAGCACCAGAGCUUGGGAGAUUUUGAAAAUGAUCGCCAUUCCGUGUACAUAAAGCUGAUCGAGCUCACCCAAAAUGAUGCUACAAAACAAGUUGAAAUAGCUGAUAAACUCACAAGUCACUACAAGAACACUGGAAAUGUUUCCAAGUACUUGAGUACAUUGGAAGAGUGUACUAAAAUAAUAGGUACUAAACCAGAGACCACGAAGUUAUGGCAAUCUCUUGUGGACUUCAGCAGUAACAGGCUGGCCACAUACCCUAAGAACCAUCAGGAGCUGCUUGUGAAGGCUUAUGCACACCUGGCCUUCUCUAGUGAAACAGAACGUCCCCGCAGAGAUGCGCUGUGCCGAUCCUAUGUGGAUGCUCUGUUGAAGACAGGUCACAAGGAUGAUGUUAUCAGUGAGGCCUUAAGGUUUGGUGAGAGUUUUCCGGAAUCAUCAGUUCCCAUGGAAGUCAUCAGUGGGAUGUAUGUGGAUAUGACUCUUAGCAGUUGGGAAGAGCCAAAACCUUCAGCAGAAAUUGACAAAAUCGAGCAACUUAUCGAAAAACGCCCUAACCUUCAGGUUGGGUGGCUAGCAAAAGCGACCCACCUGUAUGCUUCCGGAAAUGCAAAUGACGCUUUUGAGGCUCUUGCAAAAGCUGUGGACGUUGGACGCAGCUCCAGGGAGGCAAGCCUGUUGCUUUCCUUAUGCAGCCUUCAGACACGCAACUUCCGCAAGGCCGAGGUGCAUGCCCAGAAUGGCCUUUCCUUAUCAGCAGCAGCUAGCGACUGGAUGUCCCAAAAGCUCCUGCUAUGUUUGGCUGAGUCUCUGUGUGCACAGCAGUGUCAUGAGGAAGCGUCGGCAGCUUUGCAAAAGAUUGGAGAGGAGCAUGCGAGACAGCCUGCAGUCCUGUGGUGUUCCUUUGAAACUGCUUUGCAGUCUGGUAACUUUGACAGAGCAGAAGAGGUUCUUAGCAGUUUGCAAGACAAUGGUGUUGAAAGCUCAAGGAUAAAAGGAGCACGAGCCUGGCUGCUUAUACAGAGUGAGAGAAUAGCAGAGGCACAAGAAAUCCUGACGAGUUUGGGAGAUAGAUCACCAGAAACCACCCACCUGCUUGCCCUUGCUCACUGGAAACUGGGUCAACAUGAUGAAGCUGUACCAAUCUUCCUAGAAGCAGCUCGCUUGGAUCCCCAGGACUACCGCAAUUUCUUGUACCUUGGAAGACACUACUUCCAUCACCUUAAAGAUGUUCAGAAAGCAAUUAGGUGUUUUCAGAAAGCUUUUCAACUCAAUCGAGCCAGUGAGGAAGCAGGGUCUUUACUAAGUGAUGCCCUGUGUGACCUGGGCCAGCAUGAACAGAAUGUUAAAUUCCUGGAAGCAAUUACAAGUCAGCUUCCUGUAAAGAGAGUGAAGUGGGCCUGGUUAAGGCUUGGUCUUCAGCAGCUAAGACUUGGCAAUGCCACAGAAGCAGUGCAGUCUCUGCAGAACUCACUUCGAGCUGAUCCCAAUGACAAGUCUUGCUGGGAAUGCCUAGGGGAGGCAUACCUCAUGCGGGACAGCCUUGGUGCUGCUCUCCUGUGUUUCAAGAAGUGCCUUGAUGCAGAUCCCAGAGACCUUUUUUCGCUAUAUGAGACAGCCACAAUCAAGUCCCGACAGGGCCUGCACAAGGAGGCUGCAGAUAAUUUUCAAGAAGCCCUCAAUGUCAAUCCGGAGUAUGUUCCUGCAAUCAAAGGUCUGGCAGAGGCCAGGCUAGCACUGGCACGAGAGCACUUGGAGCAAGGGCUCUGUGGUCUUGGCCUGGAUGACUGCCAAGCGGCAUUGGACACUGCUGCUAGGGCCUUGGCACUUCAGAGUCGACUCGUGUGCCUGUGGAAGCUCAUGGGUGAUAUUUGCCUGGUCCCUGCUGUGUACGGAAUUAACUGGGCCUCACUGAAGCUACCCGCUUCCUUGAUGCAAGGGGAACAGCGGGAUAGUGACCAGGAACAGCUUAUAAAGGCAUCCCAAAAGUGCUACAUGACAGCCCUGGGAAUGAAGCCACGGCUGGCGUCUUUGUGGCAUGACUUGGGUCUGGCUCUGUGGGUGGAAGCACGUCUUCAGAAGGGCAGUUUUACCAAGGCUUUAGCCAGCGUACGCAAUGCUGUAACCUUGAGUCCCGACUGCUUUGCCUACUGGAACAGCCUCGGGGUACUGGCUGUCUCCUCAGGCACAGAAAAUUAUGGUCUGGCUCAGCACUGCCUCAUAAAAUCCCUCGAGUUGGAGGGUAAUAACUUGUACGCAUGGACAAACCUUGGUGCCUUGUACCUUCUGGCUGGCAACGUGCAGUUGGCGUACCAAGCUUUUGCAAAAGCCCAGUCUAUAGAACCAACAGCGAUGCGGCCAUGGGUGGGGCAGGCAUUCAUUGCUGAAAAAGUGCAGCAUCAUGACACUGUCGACCUGUUCAGACACUGCUUGGGACUCGGAAAUCACGGUGAUGCAGCUCGCGCCUAUGCCAGCUGGCUGUGCAAGGAGUCUGGGCUAACUGUUGCUCAGAAGCAUGGCAGGGAUACGUUAGUUGUUGCUUCUGAUGCUCUUUCACGCACUGUCGCUCUGGAAGGAGCUUUGGAUCCCGCAGCACUCAACAUGUUGGGUAUACUACUAGAACGCCAAGGACUACUGAGAAGUGCCAGGGAUGCUUACAAAAGGGCACUGAUGCUACCUGGCCAAGCCGAUGAGAAUGUAAAUUGCAUUCGUGUGAACCUGGCACGUGUGUUAUGCUCUCUGGGUUGUUAUGAGGAAGCCAUUCAGCACUGCCUCCAGACAGGGUCACGCUCACAGGAAGUGCUUUGCCUCCUUGGUUUCUGUUAUGGAAAGCUUGGUGAAUCUUCUGAAGCCUUGAAAGUGUAUGAGGAAGCUCUAUCAAAAAGUCAACUCCAGAACAAGGGAGGAGUGGAGCUAGGCAUGGCCAUGGUCACAUUGAAGGCUUCUGGUGCAGCAGCUGCUAAGGAUUUCCUCCAAAACAGGUUAGGUGGCAUGCCACAGUCUCGUGAGUCUUUGGAGGCUCUCUUCUGCCUGUCCUUGCUUGCCGGGGACAAUCGUGCCUGCCACAGUUCCAUUCAGAAGCUCAUGAUGUUGAGUAAGAGUGGCACAGCACUUCACGAGAGGACAGCAUCACUGCUCUGCUGCCAGCAGUUUAUGAAGGGUGCUGACACUCGCCAAGCCUGUCGUGUACUCAGUAACGCAGUGCACUUGCACCCAGACAAGGGCUCCUUGUGGUCAGUGUUAACCCAGGCCCUGCUGACGGAAAAGAGACCCAGCGCUUUGUGCUGUGCGUUGGCUGGUCUCAUUCUUAGAGAAUGCUCUCCACGACACAUGGCCAUGCUUGUGCUCGCUAGGCUGAUGCAAGGAAAGGCCACGGAAGCCCUGAGAGCUGCUCAGAAGAUGGUCUUCCUCUACCCUGACUCUCACUCGGGCUGGGUGCUUCUUGGACUUGCCAUAAGCGAAUGCCGAGUUGUGGCUGACAAAGCUCUACAGCAUGAUCGCUUUCUACUUGGUGCCGACGCUUCAUGGAAACUUUGGUCCAACCUGGUUCAAGUGCAGUAUGCCUGCAACCACCAUCGAUGGCAAAAAGUGUCAGAGCUGGUGCUUCUAGUUCUCUGGGGAUUUGCAGGCAGCCCAUUUGUGUCCAAGUCACUGAAUGUGCUGCAGGCAAUUUCAGAAUUGCUGACAAAUUUGACACGUCUGGAGAAGGCCUCUCUGAGUUCUCUUCAAAGUGUAGUUGAGUCCGAAGACAUAGCUACUGGAUGGCAGAUGCUCUCGAAGCUGCAGCAGAGAACUGCAGACUUCAGUGGGGCUAUUGAGUCACUUGAAAGGGCAAAGAAGUAUGACAGGUGGAGGGCCCAAAGACAAAUGGCAGCUGGAAGGCUUUGUGUUUGAGCUUCUGCGUAACAAGAUUAUUUUUUCUUGUAUAUUUGAAUUACAGUCCGAUGUUAUUAUGUCAGCAGGUUGUGUGUAACUAGUACUUUACAAAUUUUCUGAGGCAUCUUACUUUGAUAAAUUCAGUUAAUCCAGUAACGUUUUUGCACUAGGCGGAGGGCCUACAAAAAUGAAAUUGCAUGCUUUGCUAAUGGUGCCGCCACCAAGUGGCCACGGCCACUCAGACACACAUCGAAUGGCAGCUAGAAAAGGGCUUUGUCUUUUAGUUUCCUUGUAACAGAUUUAUGUUUUCUUGUAUAUUUGAAUAACAAUAUGAAGCUCUCAUGUCUGCAGCUUGUGUGUAAGUCAUAAUUUAUGCAUUUUCUGAUGCACUUUACUUUUAAACAUUAGUUUAGUUCAAUUAGGCCCUUUUACUUGGUGGAUGGCCUAGAAGAAUGAGGAUGUAUGCUGCACUUUCGCACACAUGCAUGCGUGUGCGACAUACGCCACUUGUGGUGGUGGUACUUGCGUUACAUCCUCUUAACACCAAUUGGGGUGGCGGUACUUGUCCAGCGUCUGCAACCAGCUUCGCUGUACAUCCACUUUCACAGGGUGGAAUGGAGGUGAAUUUUUUUUCUUCUACUGCAUAGAUAGCUGCAGUGCCAACUUUUAAUAUUCCCGGUUACUUUGCCCUUUUUUGUUUUAAAACAUAGGUAUCUCCGCUUUCUUCAGUGCCUCAAAGGCCGUGUUGAUUCAGUCUUCGUGUUCUACAACAUGGAUUUCAGCCAUUUUGUCAGCGCUGGUGCUACACAUUUAUUGCGGUCUUUGUUUUCUACUACAUUGAUGGCAGCAUAUUGUCAGUGCUUAAAGACCGCAUACUUGGAAUUAUGCCCUUCUUGAACCUUUUGGCUGAUUUGGAAUGAUGGUGUCUGCCAUGAAAAACUUUCUUUAGUGAAGAACUUUGCUUCACAGAAGAGUUGAUCUUGAAACAAGGUAAAAUAAAGCAUUUUUCCUUGUUUAUAACUGUACCAUAUGUGGCAAUGACAAGCACAUAUGUAUUGCAUAGUGAAAAUGUAAAAUGAGGUUUUCACGCUUAAAACGUGAAGCAAAUUGUUUGAAAAAAGCUUUAGAAGGGUUUUCAGUGGAGUCAAGUUUUAAAAUAAGUCAUCAAAAAUGAAAAAGCAAAAUAAGGUGUCUUCUGGUCAAUAUAGUAAAACACUUCAGGUGCUCAUGUUGUCAUGAAGUAAGGAUAGCUGCUCAACAUGUUUAGGGAGCAGCCACACCCUCCUGUUUGUCACAGUUCAUUCAUACACCAAAAAGUGCUACUGAGUAGGCACACUAGUGGCUGGUAUCUGCAGGAAGCCGAGCUAACAAUGAGCACCAUGCUUGCACAACCACUCCUAUGGAUCUUCUUUCUGGCACAAAAUUUCAUGAUGCACAUAUAUUUCAACCUGUGCUUGUGGAAGUGAAAAUUGAUGCUGAUUAAUGAGCUUAUCAAAGUCUUUUCACAGUGCUGAUGUGCAAGGAGCCUCUUCAGAAGCUUUAAUUGUUGAGGACAUAUCUGGGUUUCUUGGUGUUGAAAUUGUCCUUGCUGCUUCUAAAGCCAGGUAUUUAGUCCAGUUUGUCAUGGAAACACCCUGUUGGUACUCAACUACUUUAGAAUGAGGGUCUGAAAACACUGCCAAGCCACUUGGCUAAAUUUGUAGUUUGUAAACUGUGUUUUUAAGCACUUAGCCAGAUUAGUAGCAGACAGAGGUUUCCACCUGGCGGCUGGUGUUGUCAAGAUGCAUGAAGAGACAGCACAGUGUGGGUACUUAUGCUAAUAGUGUCGGUUAGCCAUAAGCACCCCAUAAACAGUGCCCCUUGUUACUUUUGAUAUGCUUCACUGCCAGAAAAAUACGCUUCACCGCUACACAUGUACGCUUCGCCGCAUAACGCGGAUGUACUGCGGCGAAGCUGACUUGAAAACCUGACAGCAGCAAUUCUUGAGGUUCAAAUAUUUCGAAUAGCAAUAGUGUCUUUAGAAUCAAAUAUUCUAAGCUUAGACUAUUCGCACACCACUACGUUAUAUUUGUGGUCUGUUAAUAUUCCAAUUGAUUUUGCCGGGAGUCUGUCCCUUUCUUCAUGGCAUCAAGGAUAGCUUCUUUCAACUUCAAGAUCAUGAAGAGCGAUCCCUGUGGCAUCCUGAAACAAGUGGCGACAUUCUUUUUCUUCUCACGAAUUGAGAUUGCUUACAAGAUACUAGCCUCCUUGAGCGAUAGGGCCUUGCAUUUAGUACCACUACUCAUGCCUUGGGAGACAUUAGCCACAACAAAUGCGCCAUAUUGGGCGCUGACAUGAGUUGAAACAUGUUGUUGAACUCGUUGGUUUAGCAGGGCUGCAAAUUGUGCUGAAGAACACAAGGGACAAGCAAGAAGACUGCUCCUUGUGAUCAUAUCGGUCUCCUUGCUUGUCCCUGUAGUUCACUCUAGUCCCUCGUGCUCUCUGGCACUGUUUGUAGUUUAAAAUGCAGUGAUGCGCUGAUACGAUGCACUGAUACGUAUGCCUCCUAGUGCAUCUGCUCGAUGCCACAGUCGUCAGAUAAAUGGCCUCCGAGAUUGGGCCGCGUGCACUGUCAGGUCUUGGGAGGCCAUAGCCGGCUAUUCAAUGAACCGCUUUGCCGGAUGCUUUUUACUAUGUGGCCCACAAUUUGAGAGUUAAUCCUGUGAUUUAACCAUUUGACCAUUGGCACCUGUAGCAGUUUCCAUUUAUUGUCUUGGUCAUCAUUCUCGGCAGUAGUGAAAUUUCAUUAUAUUGAAAUUACAAAUAAACAGACUUUGCUGCAUAGAGGUUAAAUAUGCAGUGUGUUGGGAAAGUCAUGGUGCACUUUUAACCGGUCACAGGAAAGCAACAAAACAAGAUAUAAAUGUGAUAUCUUUACCAAAUAAAAGGAAAACUCUCCAAGUUUCCGUAGUGUGAUGUGCAGGGGUUUGUGUGU
Messenger RNA from Dermacentor andersoni, 7809 nucleotides. Its product is annotated as tetratricopeptide repeat protein 37. Gene Ontology annotation, cellular component: Ski complex. The record is from RefSeq and is a predicted model, not a curated record. Lineage: Eukaryota; Metazoa; Arthropoda; Arachnida; Ixodida; Ixodidae. Gene Ontology annotation, biological process: nuclear-transcribed mRNA catabolic process. Gene Ontology annotation, molecular function: protein binding.